AUGGAGGCCCCAGGACUGGUGGUGCACGGGGACGCUGCACCCUUUGCCACAGCACUCCGAAGCCUCAUCAACAACCCUCGAUACAGUGAUGUUCGAUUUGUGGUCGGUCAAGAACAGCAGGAGGUAUUUGCCCACCGAUGCCUCUUGGCCUGCAGAUGUAACUUCUUCCAGCGACUUCUGAGUGUGGAGCCAGGCCCCGGGGCGCCUGGCCCUGUGGUGCUGAGCACUGUGCCAACCGAGGCCUUCCUGGCAGUGCUGGAGUUCCUCUACACCAACAGUGUCAAGCUUCACCACCACUCUGUGCUGGAAGUGCUGACAGCAGCGGUGGAAUAUGGGCUGGAGGAACUUCGAGAGCUGUGUCUGGAGUUUGUGGUGAAGGUGCUGGACGUGGAACUGGUUUGUGAGGCCCUUCAGGUGGCUGUAACAUUUGGCCUGGGACCGCUGCAGGAACAUUGCAUGACGUUUAUAGAGGCCCAUAGCCAGGAGGUGCUUGGGACGCGCGGCUUCUUGGAGCUGUCAGCGGCUGCUCUGCUGCCCCUGCUGCGCAGCGACAAACUCUGUGUGGAUGAAGCUGAAUUAAUCACGGCUGUUUGGAGCUGGGCACGUGUGGGUGCUGCGGUGUUGGAGCAGCCAGUGGCCGCGGUGGCCGCCCCCGUGGUGCAGGAGCUGAGACUGGCUUUGCUGGCCCCAGCCGAGCUGAGUGCCCUGGAAGAGCGGAACCUGCAGGAGCCCCUCAUCCCGGUGGAGCAGAUUGUGGAGGCGUGGAAGUGUCACGCCCUGCGGAGGGGGCACGCCGUCCACAGCGCCUCGUGCCGCUGCCGGAGGGGCACCCGGCCCCGCGAGCAUCACCGCUUUCUGGAUUUGCCCUUCAAAUGA
Elephantulus edwardii (Cape elephant shrew) is the source of this 876-nucleotide messenger RNA. It is a transcript of the gene BTBD19, whose product is annotated as BTB (POZ) domain containing 19. The coding region runs from base 1 to 876 and encodes 291 amino acids. Gene Ontology annotation, molecular function: protein binding. NCBI's taxonomy places the organism in Eukaryota, Metazoa, Chordata, Mammalia, Macroscelidea, Macroscelididae. The transcript has 8 exons. The record is from RefSeq and is a predicted model, not a curated record.